AUGGAGAAUCUUAAAGAUGGUUUCCGUUUUCGUCCGACAGAUGCACAAGCGCUUAUUUUCUUGUUGAGAUUCAUUGCUGGAGAAGUGAUGAAUGAUUCUGGAUUUAUCACCACUAACGUUGAUGUGUAUGGCAAACAAGAACCGUGGGAUAUUUACAGUCAUGGAGUACCCUGCGAUAAUGAUGAAGGGGACAACAACGAUUGCACUCAUAAUCGCUUCUUCAUCACAAAGCUCAAGAAGAAAAACAAGUCCAAGUAUAAUCGCAAUGUUGGAAACAAAGGCAGUUGGAAACAACAAGACAAGGGCAAACCAGUUAAAUACUCAUCGGUAACUAUUGGAUGCAAGAAGAGCAUGUCUUACGUGAAUAAGAAUUAUAAUCGGAAAAAUGGGCAUUGGCUUAUGAAUGAGUACGAACUCUCUAGUGCUAUUCUUGAGAAAUUCAAUGAGGAUUGCAGAGAUUAUGUGCUCUGUGCCAUCAAGAAGAGUCUGCAUUACUUCUUCUCCUUCCGAGACUACUUCCACAGUCACAUUCUUGAAUAA
Molecule: messenger RNA, 540 nt
Organism: Lycium ferocissimum
Lineage: Eukaryota; Viridiplantae; Streptophyta; Magnoliopsida; Solanales; Solanaceae
Product: NAC domain-containing protein 78-like
Exons: 1
Coding region: 1-540 (179 amino acids)
Biological process (GO): regulation of DNA-templated transcription
Molecular function (GO): DNA binding
Source: RefSeq, a predicted model, not a curated record